Molecule: messenger RNA, 480 nt
Organism: Microthlaspi erraticum
Lineage: Eukaryota; Viridiplantae; Streptophyta; Magnoliopsida; Brassicales; Brassicaceae
Source: the annotation of a GenBank genome assembly
AUGUCGAUGCCGAUACCUAUUCCCCACGAUGUCCCAAUCUCCGGCGAACAAUCGCCGUCUCCGGCACCACCGAAGGCGAACACGAGUAGUUUACCCACGAAGAUUCUAUCCAAAAUCCUCGUAGGUCUUAUCAUGAUCCCUGUAGCUGUAACCGCUCUGCUCUUCAUCCUCAUGUCUCUCGGCUUCUCCUUCUUCUUCUUCGCCCUCUACUGGUUUCUCCACCGAAACUACCGCCGCCGCCAUCGCCGUCACGAAUCCUCGGAUGGGUUGUCUUUCAGAUGCGUCAAGAGGCUUCCCCAAUUCAAGUUCUCUGAGUCCAUAACAGAGCACGGAAGCGAUUGUGUGGUUUGUAUCGACGGAUUCAGACAGGGACAGUGGUGUCGGAGGUUACCUGGAUGCGGCCAUUUGUUUCACCGGAAGUGUGUGGACGUGUGGUUGAUGAAAGUCGCGACUUGUCCGAUUUGCAGGGAUAGAGUUUAG